Molecule: messenger RNA, 1383 nt
Organism: Colletotrichum siamense
Lineage: Eukaryota; Fungi; Ascomycota; Sordariomycetes; Glomerellales; Glomerellaceae
Gene: prlL-18
Product: MFS transporter prlL
Exons: 4
Coding region: 1-1383 (460 amino acids)
Biological process (GO): transmembrane transport
Cellular component (GO): membrane
Molecular function (GO): transmembrane transporter activity
Source: RefSeq, a predicted model, not a curated record
AUGGCGGUCGCUAAGGACCCGAUCGGCACCAUUGCUCAGGUUGCCAACGAAACGCAGCUAUUUUCUGAGAAGGGAGCUGGAUCAACAACCGAAGCGACAUCGAACCCUGAUAUUGAAGCCACCCCAAAGGACGCGGCUUUUGAAAAACGGAUAAUGCGAAAGAUUGACCUCUGGCUUGUUGGCUUUUACUCUCUCGUGUACGUCUUCCGGGUUAUUGACAGCGCAAACUAUUCGAACGCCGCCAUCAUCAACCUAGAGGCCGGUACAGGCAUCAAGAAACAGCUCGGCUUCACGCCUUCGCAGUGGGCAUGGACGCUUUCCAUCUUCUCUUACAGCUAUCUUAUCUUCGAGCCUACCAAUACGGUACUUUUAAAGCUGUUCAAGCCGUCAAGAUGGAUGUUCAUCCUGAUCAUGGCGUGGGGCAUAUCGGCGUGUUGCUCCGCAGCAGCAACAAACUUCUCAGGCAUGAUGUGCGUGCGAUUCGCAAUUGGUGCGGCAGAGGCUGGAUUCUUCCCGUCUGUUUUGUUUCACUAUGCUUUCUGGUACAGACCUGAGGAAAUGGCCUUGCGCAUAGCCUUUUUCUACUCCGUGGGACAGGUAUCCAGUGCACUCUCUGGUCUGUUGGCGUACGCAAUUUCAUACAUGGACCAACUUGGAGGGGUCUCAGGAUGGCGAUGGCUGUUCAUCCUUGAAGGUUUACCUGCUAUAAUCCUGGCCUUCUUUGCUUUUGGUCUACCCGACUACCCUGAGUCAGCGAAGAUCCUCACCGAGGAGGAAAGGCUCUAUGUGAAAGAGAGGCUUGCGAGCACUGCGCCCAAGGGUGGGUCACAUUGGGACUUCAAAUCUCUGAAAGUCAUGGCCAAAGACCCAACCCUCUAUACCUUCAGUCUUUGUUGGAUCUGCCAUGGUAUUGGAGGUUUCGGGCCGCCAUACGUCUCGGCAUUUCUACUUCUCAAUGCUUUGGGUUUCAUGCUGCAGAGGAAGUGGAUCAGACCCUGGGUUACUGCAGUGGGGAUUGAAUCAACAAUCAUCGUGUGUUACAUCAUUCUUCUUCUCGUUGAUAACCCGAUUGUCCGCUACCUCUGCUUGAUCGUCUCUGUGGCCUGCGCUGGGUGUGCGUACCCAGUUAUCUGGCCUGAACGAAUCAGGGCGCUGGAGGGAACAGUGGCAUCAGGAAUCGGUAUUGGCCUUACAAAUGCGUGUGCGCAGUUCGGUGGAAUUGUAGGCCCGCAUGUCUUCAGCACGGUGUUUGGUCCCAGAUACCGCAUCUCAUAUGGCGUCAAUCUUUCGGUUUUGGUGGUUGGCAUCUGCUCAAUUCUGACAAGUUGGUUUCUCGUUAUCAAGAAAGAUCGGAAACGAGCUGCAGCACUCCAAGGAGAAUAG